Molecule: messenger RNA, 1152 nt
Organism: Aureobasidium subglaciale EXF-2481
Lineage: Eukaryota; Fungi; Ascomycota; Dothideomycetes; Dothideales; Saccotheciaceae
Exons: 3
Coding region: 248-1063 (271 amino acids)
Biological process (GO): regulation of peroxisome size; peroxisome fission
Cellular component (GO): peroxisomal membrane
Source: RefSeq, a predicted model, not a curated record
AUCGCUCUCGAGAACAAGUCGUGUUUCAAUGGGUAACAAUGGAUACAUGUUUGCGUGUCAGUCUGCAGGUCCGGAGCGCGAAACAACACACUUAUCAUGGCAUCUCGGGCAAAGUGUUGCCCGGAUGACUAAGCCGGAGUCCAGCGCCCGCAAAUCGUGCCACCACUUUGCCAACUGUGUCAACAUCUCACAGCAACAAUGUUUAUGAACGGACAUAUAUUAUCGAAGCUAUAAGACACUUACAAUAAUGUUGGCAGAAGUGGCUAAUUAUGCCAACGAUGCUGCGGCGGUCGAGAAAUCCCUGAGAUUAUUACAAGCUCUGGUGCAAAUAGCAGCUGGCACUACCUCCUCGGCCGCAGAUGCAAAGACCUGGAGUACAGCAAGAGGCCACUUUGCACUUGCACGUCGAUUCCUUCGCCUCUUCAAGUGGAUAGACUUCAGUCAACUCACCUUACAAUCCUGGAGUUCUGAGCAAGAUUCCUCACGUCGGAUUCUCAAAACUUCCAAGAAUGCUCUGUUGGGAUUGUACUUCUUCAUGGAGAUGUUUUGCAUAGUCAAUGCAAUGGGCAUCACCGCCUCGCCAUUUCUAAAUGCACUGCAACACCACGCACUCCAAGUUUGGUUCUUUGCGAUAAGCGUCUCUCUCCUCCUGACCUUUUAUGACUUUCUCACCAUCCGAAGUGUGACUUCAUCUCCGACUACCAAAACUCAGCUCAGUACCAGUCUUCUCCUCGACGCUUGCGAUAUCCUCAUCCCAGGCUCUGCGGUCGGUUGGAUCUCCGCAUCUUCCGUGACUGUUGGUAUUGCCAGCAGUAUCUCCAGUGUGAUAGCUGGCAAACAGAUUUGGAACAGAGUCCAGAAGGAGAGCAGAGAAAUGCAAGCGAGGAGGAAAGAAAGGAUGAGCAGGAAGGUCAGAUUUGGGGCUGGGACCAAAGCUUCGGAUGACGAAAAAGAAGAGAUGAUGGAAGCGGAGAAAAAGGGGAGUAAUAGCGUCGUUAAUGGGAGCGUGAAGGCUGUCGAGAAUGAAGUAUAUGGUGUGAAGAGGAGGUCAAAGAAAGCAUAGAGAAGUACAAUUCAUUUCGAUAGCUUACACUUGUAGUGUAGACCAUGUUUGUACAUCUGGACGUCUUCCAAUUAUUCACGGACUUCGGA